AUGUAAAAUGAAGGUUAUUCUACAAAUUUAGAAAAAGCAAUAACAAUUUUAUAGAACGAUAAGAAAUAUUUGUAAAAUGAAAAUGACAAGUUGAAGUAAAUAUUAAAUGAUAUUUAGAAUCUAAUUAGAAGAGUCAAUUGAAGAAGUGUGUUUAUUAAAAGCAGAAACUAUAAGUAUUAAUGAUCUGUUAAAUAAAGAAAUAGAAAAGAAUAAAAUAAACUAGAUUCAUAUUGAGUAACAAAUAUUUAAAUGUANGAGUAAUAAAAAUGAUUGGAAUCUUAUAUUAUCCUAAAAAUUGAAUGAUUAAUUCCUAUCAGUAUAAGUAAAUUAAAAAGGAACAAUUUUAGCUGUGAUUUCAAGAAAUUUUGGAUAUUUUUGGAUUGAGUACCUCAUUUUCCAUAAAAGAAAAUGGAUAUUUAAGAAUAAAUUUAAAUUGAAAUAAGAUCCAGAUCCAUAUUUAUCCAUACAUGAUUUUAAUAUAUCACAAAAUCUCUAAUUUUGCACAUACUAAUUUUAAUGGAAUAGAAAAUACUAAAGGAUUAAUGCAUUUUCUAUAACUAAUUUUUUCAAAAGAAUUUAAAGAUUAAAAAUUAGAGGAUCAGAAAUAAUAUUCUCUAAAAAUGGUAAUUUUUUUGUGGUUCAAAGUCUAGAAAAAAUGGAAUUAAAAAUAUUUUAUAAUUUUCAGUUUGAUUACUUACUUUUUUAAUCUUAAUCUAUGAUCAAUAGUUAUAUUAUUGAAUCAAAUUCUACUAUAUUAAUUCAUACAAAGGAAUUAGUUUAAUGGAAUUUCAAAAUAAAUUAAAUAACUAAGAUUAAGACUCCAAAUGAUAUUUUUUAGUAGAAUUAAUCAAGGUUGAUGAGAUUUGUUGGAAAUUUUUUGUUAGUUUAAUUUAAUAAUGAAAUAAUAGUUUUUGAAUAAUUAUAAUAAAAAUUGAAAUAUUUUACAACUUAUUCUUUUAAAGGAGGAUAGAUAAUUCAAUUUUCUUUUGAUAGAUAAAUAAUGAUUGAGCAGAUAAACAAUAAAUAGUUUAAUAUUUUAUAAAUUUGA
Molecule: messenger RNA, 1048 nt
Organism: Paramecium pentaurelia
Lineage: Eukaryota; Ciliophora; Oligohymenophorea; Peniculida; Parameciidae
Source: the annotation of a GenBank genome assembly